This is a messenger RNA of Acomys russatus (golden spiny mouse), 1786 nucleotides long. Its product is annotated as SEC14-like protein 2. The transcript is spliced from 12 exons. Bases 115 to 1326 code for a protein of 403 amino acids. NCBI's taxonomy places the organism in Eukaryota, Metazoa, Chordata, Mammalia, Rodentia, Muridae. The record is from RefSeq and is a predicted model, not a curated record. Gene Ontology annotation, cellular component: cytoplasm.
AGCCAGCCCCGGGGCCUCGGCCAAAGACUGGGACUUUACUCCAGCAGCUGCGGCGGCAAACUGGUCCGAGCUUCAUCAGCUGCCGCAGGCGCCGCGCCCCGAGGCUGAGACACAAUGAGCGGUAGAGUCGGUGACCUGAGCCCCAAACAGGAGGAGGCACUGGCCAAGUUUCGAGAAAAUGUCCAGGAUGUGCUGCCCACCCUGCCCAACCCGGAUGACUACUUUCUCCUUCGAUGGCUCCGAGCCCGAAGCUUUGACCUGCAGAAGUCAGAGGCCAUGCUCCGGAAGCACGUGGAAUUCCGGAAGCAAAAGGACAUUGACAACAUCAUCAGCUGGCAGCCACCAGAGGUGAUCCAACAGUACCUGGCAGGUGGCAGGUGUGGCUACGACCUGGAUGGCUGCCCUGUGUGGUACGACAUCAUCGGGCCGCUGGACGCCAAGGGUCUGCUGUUUUCUGCCUCCAAGCAGGACCUGCUCAGGACUAAGACGAGAGACUGUGAGCUGCUUCUGCAGGAGUGUGUCCACCAGACCACGAAGCUAGGGAAGAAGAUAGAGACCAUCACCAUGAUUUAUGACUGUGAGGGCCUUGGCCUUAGGCACCUCUGGAAACCUGCGGUGGAGGCCUAUGGAGAGUUUCUCUCCAUGUUUGAAGAAAACUAUCCGGAAACGCUCAAGCGUCUGUUUGUUGUUAAAGCCCCCAAGCUGUUUCCUGUGGCCUACAACCUCAUCAAGCCCUUCCUGAGUGAGGACACUCGUAGGAAGAUUGUGGUCCUGGGAGCAAACUGGAAGGAGGUUUUACUCAAACACAUCAGCGCUGACCAGUUGCCUGUGGAGUACGGAGGCACUAUGACCGACCCUGAUGGAAACCCCAAGUGUAAAUCCAAGAUCAACUACGGGGGUGACAUCCCCAAGCAGUAUUACGUGCGCGACCAGGUGAAACAGCAGUAUGAACACACUGUGCAGAUCUCCCGGGGCUCCUCCCACCAAGUCGAGUAUGAGAUCCUUUUCCCUGGCUGUGUCCUCAGGUGGCAGUUUAUGUCGGAGGGAUCAGACGUGGGUUUUGGGAUUUUCCUGAAGACCAAGAUGGGGGAACGGCAGCGGGCAGGGGAGAUGACAGAAGUGCUGCCCAACCAGAGAUACAAUGCCCACAUGGUCCCUGAGGAUGGGACCCUCACCUGCAGUGAGCCAGGCAUCUAUGUCCUGCGGUUUGACAACACCUACAGCUUCAUCCAUGCCAAGAAAGUCAGUUUCACCGUGGAGGUCCUGCUCCCGGACAAAACGGCGGAAGAGAAGAUGACUCAGCAGGGGUUACUCACCCCCAAAUAACAGUGCCCCCUGCAGCAGGCCUGGCCCCCUUGGUGUCUUCCUGUUUCUUUCUAGUAGUCAUUUUCCUACAACCUAGUAGCCAGAAGAAACUGAGCUGGAGGGAAGACUUCAGGCCACACAGCAGAUUUCCCGUGCAGAAUCGGAGGAGGACAAAUAGAGCUAGAGUGGGUGUCCUUGUCACCAGCCUACCAAGGGGUCUCCAGACACUGGAUGUCAUGAUGCCUAUUUUGUAGACCCUGCCACCAUCACCUGCCCAGUGACGGCUGAGAUAGGGAGGGGAGGGGUACCCAGGCUGGCAGCAGGGAAGAAAUUAGAGAGAAGUGGAGAGAUUGGGGUGUUACACUCAGGGAAGUCAGCCGCUGGGGAGAGACUUGCUCCUUAACAAUCGUGGAGCAAAUCUCCAUGAUCGUAAUGACGGUUGCAAGGCAGCAAACUGUGAGACACACGAGGACUAAAUGAA